Cylicostephanus goldi is the source of this 354-nucleotide messenger RNA. Lineage: Eukaryota; Metazoa; Nematoda; Chromadorea; Rhabditida; Strongylidae. The record is from the annotation of a GenBank genome assembly.
UUACAAGUGGUGAGAAACAUCGAUGAGGUGGCAUUCAUACAAAAUCUCGUUUACUACAUAGAAAAUGGUUAUCGCACGCCGGACUUUGGAAUAUGGGAAAGAGGAGACAAGACCAAUCAAGGGAUAAGGGAACUUAAUGCCAGCUCUAUUGGGAUGGUAAAAGCUGCUCUGCAGGCUAUGAACGAUGUUGGUGACCUAUUUGGAGAUGGAUCGCGACGAUCUGCCAUUCAUGUUUUGCCUGAUGAAAUUGAACAAUGCUCAGCAGUACUCAGCAGCAUGUUGCCAAGAGAAUCGUUUAGCAAGGUAUUUUGUGCCCUUGUCGAGUUUUUUUGGCUUGCCGUAAGAUCUCUUUGA